Messenger RNA from Emiliania huxleyi CCMP1516, 515 nucleotides. RefSeq lists its product as hypothetical. Gene Ontology annotation, molecular function: protein-lysine N-methyltransferase activity. Lineage: Eukaryota; Haptophyta; Isochrysidales; Noelaerhabdaceae. The record is from RefSeq and is a predicted model, not a curated record. Gene Ontology annotation, biological process: peptidyl-lysine monomethylation. The transcript has a single exon. The annotation marks the transcript as partial.
AUGGUGGGGAUUUUCCUGCUCCUCCCUUCUUUCGCCUACGCCGCGCUCACCAGCUCUCCCGCGACCGCGACCCGGGUGGCCGCGGUGCCGCCGCUCGCAGAGUGGGUCGCGUCGCAGGGCGGCGACGUGUCCGUCGUCCAGGCCGCCGACGCGGCCCAGCUUGGCGUCGGCCUCGUUGCGGCUCGGGCGGUGCGGCGGGGCGAUCGGCUGCUCAGCGUGCCGGAGGAGCUGGCCAUCACCGCCGAGUCUGCCCUGCGUUCUGAGCUCCUCGGCGCCUACCUCGUCGAGUUCGAGCCUUACCUCGCAGACUACUCCUUCAUCGCCGUCGCACUGCUCAACGAGGAGCGGCUCGGUGAGCAGUCCAGCCUCGCGCCGUGGCUCUCGUCGGCGUGCUGGCAGGUGGAGCAGCACGACCUGCCGCUGCUCUGGCCCUCGGACGACCAGGCCGAGCUCGAGCAGUCCACCGCGGCGCCGUGUGUGGAGCGGCGGCUCGCGGCGCAGGCCGACUACGAGUG